Molecule: messenger RNA, 783 nt
Organism: Histoplasma mississippiense
Lineage: Eukaryota; Fungi; Ascomycota; Eurotiomycetes; Onygenales; Ajellomycetaceae
Exons: 2
Coding region: 1-783 (260 amino acids)
Source: RefSeq, a predicted model, not a curated record
AUGCGAUUUUUCCGUGGCUUGGUUCCAUUGAUAACCAGUGCUCUCUCAAUUUUUACUUCCAACGUUGAUGCACAUUCCGAAAGACGGAGUAACAUCGGCUAUCUUUCCCUCGUCGAACAACCUACUAUCCAUACUCCAUCCCAUCGAGUAAAUGCACUGUCACAUUUCGAUAUUACGUUCGAACUCCAUAAGAGACGGCAGCGGCUAAAACUUAGCUUAGAGCCUAAUCAUGAUAUCCUUCCCGACGAUGCCCAGGUGCACUUCCUGGACCAGGCUGGAAAUAUCCAGAAAUCAGAAUUCAUAACGCGACAAGAUCACAAGGUAUUCAAAGGCUGGUCCUGGAUUCAAGUUGCUGAAGGAAACUGGGAACGGGCCGGUUGGGCUCGUAUAGUUGUCAAGGAAGAUGGCCUCAACCCUCUUUUCGAAGGAACCUUUACCGUAAACCAUGACCACCAUCACGUUCUGCUAAGAUCAAGUUAUGCCAAUUCAAAGCAUGAACUCGACAAGGAUGUGGACGACACCACCGGGGAAUACAUGAUAGUCUUUCGGGAUUCUGAUAUGGGGUUGAUCGAAGAUGAUGAUGUGACUAAACGGUCUUCUCCAGAGACCCAUUCUUGCGGAGCUGAUAAUCUGCUGUUUAACUCGGAUCCCGAUCACCCCGUCUUUCGCCGAACUGCAGAGCGGGACACUACUUCUUUGGGGUACCAUGUCGUUGGAAUCCGUCUUCGGCUUGAGCCGACGACAAUUGGACAUGCCCAGGAGGUGGGGAUGCUGGCGGGGUGA